CUCUCUGCCCUGUUUCCAGCUCCACGUGUGAGGAGUUGGUCUUGCUCUGCUCUGGGUGGUGGGGAUCGGAAGUCCUUCCUCAUUUUUAAGAAAAUAUUUAAAUUUUAACUCACUGAAACUACAAUUAAUUUCCAAAUAAGCAAAGAAACAUGAAUUGGAGCUGGGUGCUUAUGGCAGUCCUUCUGGCUUGCGGGGGACUGUCAUGGGGUGAGCAGGGUUUGGACUUCCCUGAGUACGAUGGGAUGGACCGGGUCAUCGAGCUGACUACCAAGAACUACAAGUCUGUGAUGAAGACGCAUAAUGUGAUGGUUCUGUACUACCAUGAGCAUCCCGGAUCCGAUGCCGUUGCCCAGAAACAGUUUGAAAUCGAGGAACUGGCCCUGGAGCUUGCAGCUCAGGUACUUGAUGACCUUGACGAUGAGGAUAUUGGAUUUGGCCUUGUUGAUGAGAAGAAGGGCAGUGUUGUUGCUAAGAAACUAGGACUUGAGGAGGCCGACAGCAUCUACAUUUUCACCGAGAACGAGAUCAUUGAGUACGAUGGGGAGCUUGCUGCAGACACAAUUGUGGAGUUCAUCUAUGAUGUUCUUGAAGACCCAGUUGAGAUCAUUGAGAACGAUCCGGAGGUUAAAGGUUUCCAUAAUAUUGAGGAGGAUAUCAAACUGGUUGGCUACUUUAAGAGCGAAAAGUCUGAACAUUAUUUGGCCUAUGUGGACGCGGCUGAGGAGUUCCAUCCACACAUCAAGUUCUUCGCUACAUUCACUCCCAAGGUUGCCAAGGAUCUGGGCCUGAAGGUGAAUGAGGUGGACUUCUAUGAACCCUUUAUAGAUGAACCCAUAGUUAUCCCCGGAAAGCCCUACACAGAGGAGGAGCUUGUCGAGUACAUUGAGGAUCACGACAGACCAACCCUGAGGAAGAUGGAGCCUGAUAACAUGUAUGAGAUCUGGGAGGAUGACAUCGAUGGUGAGCACAUCAUUGCAUUCGCAGAAGAGGAUGAUCCAGAUGGUUUUGAGUUCCUGGAAAUCCUAAAGGAAGUAGCAGAGGAGCACAAUGAUAAUCCCAACCUCAGCAUUGUCUGGAUUGAUCCAGAUGACUUCCCGCUGCUUGUCCCAUACUGGGAGAAGACCUUUGGAAUUGACCUGGGUUCUCCCCAGAUUGGUGUUGUGGAUGUUGAAGAUGCUGACAGUGUAUGGAUGGAGAUCGACAAUGAUGAUGACCUACCAAGCGCAGAUGAGCUUGAGGAAUGGAUUGAAGAUGUUCUUUCAGAUGAAAUUGAUCCAGAUGACGAUGAUGACGAUGAUGAUGAAGACGACGACGAUGAGUAAAUUGUUGAUCUCAUCAUUUCACUGGCCUAUGUCUAAAUCUGGCCAAUAUAAUAGAAUUGUCCAAUCACAUCAUCCCCUUCCUCAACUUGUCCUUGUCCUCUGUUGUAACACUUCAUUAAGUUAAAUAUGUCUGCUCAUAUGGACAUCCUCAUGUUUUCAACAUCCUUGCUCAGAGCAUCUUGUCAAAAUAUUGUUUCAUUUUUUUCACUUUGCUUUGAAUCCAUAAAAGACAGUACUUUCUCAGAGCCCCAUUUUUUUUAUUCACACCACACCUGUAACUUUGCCAUCCAUACAAUAUGAAAAGGAUACAAAAAAUAAAUUGUGAAAAUAAUACAUUCAAAAUACAACUAUUGGAUAUUCAUUAGCACUAAAUCUUAAAACACCUGAUGCUUCUGAUUUUUAUAUUUCAAACAAAUAGAGGGGUUACUUUGUUGAUGCAUUUUAAGUCUGAGUCCAUCUGUAAACUUGUCAUCUGAAUGUAUUUUAUUGCACCAAGGGUGCAAGCAGGCUUUUCCUACAUACAGGUCAUGGGUCAUACCAACCUACUCUGUUGAAUUAUUGUAACUUUAGUUGGUAAGCUUUUUUUCUUCUUGUGCACUGAAAUGUGCUGUAAAUCACAUGGAUGUUUUCUACUGACAAAGAAAUAUAACAACAGUAUUCAUUUUUUUUAAACAAGAAAACUUAAACAUACUGUAAAGGCUUAAAAUAAAUGACAGCUUGGAAAAAGA
Molecule: messenger RNA, 2050 nt
Organism: Oncorhynchus kisutch (coho salmon)
Lineage: Eukaryota; Metazoa; Chordata; Actinopteri; Salmoniformes; Salmonidae
Product: calsequestrin-1-like
Exons: 11
Coding region: 150-1322 (390 amino acids)
Biological process (GO): regulation of skeletal muscle contraction by regulation of release of sequestered calcium ion
Cellular component (GO): sarcoplasmic reticulum lumen; Z disc
Molecular function (GO): calcium ion binding
Source: RefSeq, a predicted model, not a curated record